AUGGGAAGAAGAAAAAGGCAUCACGACGACGGAUCUGCAGAAGUUGUGACCAGAGGAAAAUAUAAAUUAAAGGUUGAAACUUAUAUGCCUGUAGAAAGAGUACAGGCGAAUGUGCUCCUGAUAAAUAGUGGACCCACAGUGCUCGGUAGUAAUGUUACAUUCACGGCAACUAUUGAUUCUACGUACAGUGGCGACUACCUACGAUUCAUCUUUUAUAUUCCUUCUGACAAACUAGAACAUCGCAGAGAGAUUUUUAGCAAAGAGAAAAUGGUAAACCUUACUGUUGAAUUUAGCAAGAAAGAAUACAAAGCAGGAUUAUAUACCGUUGACGUCGUAGUACAGAGAAGUUACGAUGAUGGUAUAUUUUGGUGGCAGUGUGGAAAGAAUUCCACGAUCGUUGCUUUGACAGAUCUAUUAAACGGCAAUCUCAUGUUGAUUCAAAAUGGCAUUGACAAGUCAGAUGGCGUUGUAAUUGCCAAUGAACCUGUGAAACAUGUCAUCAAGAUAUCGGAAGAAGAAAUGCAUUUCAUAACAAAAGAUUAUUCAUAUACAGUAAUUUGGUAUCUAAACUGUUCAGUAAUAGAAAUAACCUCUGAAUUCAAUAAAGAAAUCUCAUUUGUACACACAUACACUGAUGUGGAUGAUAUUUAUAAUUUAGAGAUAUUAAUUGCAGUCGAGAAUGAUCCAUUGAUACAUUAUAUAAUACCAUUAACAACAACAACGACUACCACAACAACUGAGAAACCAACAACUGUUGUUGAUGAUGAUGCAAUAAAUCAUAAAAUAGCUAAGAGAUAUAUUGAGAAAAAUAUUAACGGAUAUGGAAAAUUGUCGAAUUUUAAGUGCACACCCAUUCUGGAUGGGUAUAGUUUUGGAUAUUAUUACAAAACUAUUGGCAUAAGAAGGCAAACUUCUGACAGUUCCCCUACGCCGACUCCAUCUGAGCUGGACCCACUUGCAAGUGCAUCAUCAAACGGUUCUUGGCAAACAAUGCCAUCAGCUUCAAAUUUAAAACCUUCUGGCGAACCAUAUUGGAGGUCUACAGAGGAUGCAACUCAAAAAGGUUUUGACCAAUCAUUUUGGGAUAUUACAUCAGCCAGGCCAAAAAGUUUUAUCCAACCAUAUUGGAGUGAUUCGAGUACCUUAGAACCUAGGCCUUUGAGAAAUUGGAGUCCUUCAACAAGAAAUCCUUGGAGUAGUACACCGACCUCAACACCGAGUACCUUCGAUGAACCGUUUUGGAGUUCUUCUCCAGUCUCAACUUCGAGUACCUCAGAACCGAGGCUUUCGAGCACUACUCCGAACACUUCAAACAAAAGUAUUACACCAGACCCGAAUCCAAGAGAAGUUUCGGUAAAGUAUUGGAGUAAUUUAACUCCUGAAUCAUCAGUUGCAACUCAGGUUACUUCACCAGCGCCAGGGUUGGACCUAGAAGAGAAAGCAUCUGCUCAUCGUGAAAUAAUACUAAAUAUGUUUUUACACGGCUCAUUUGAUAUUGAUUUCCCCUAA
Messenger RNA from Arctia plantaginis, 1509 nucleotides. Lineage: Eukaryota; Metazoa; Arthropoda; Insecta; Lepidoptera; Erebidae. The record is from the annotation of a GenBank genome assembly.